AUGCACCAGAGGAAACAGGAGCAGGAGAAGGCAGAACGAGCCAGAAGAGAGCAGAAGGCACCCGUCUUUUUGAGGCUCGAGGAAUGCACCAUGGAGACCGUGAAGCUGCACACCGAGGAGGUCUUCAAGAUGAAGUUUAUCCGCUCCAUUGCAGAAGCCCUGCAGAUCCCUAAACAUCGCGUCAAGGUGAAUGGCUUUCAGAAGGGCUCUGUGAAGGUCCUACUAUCGAUUCUGGAGCCCACGGGAGAGGAUGAUGAAGAAUCAGGCGGCAUCACAGCUGACAUGGCUUUGGAAGAGCUCACCGAGCAGGUGGAGGAUCCCAAUAGUCGGCUACGUCUGGGAGAGGUGGGCCCCUUCGUGGUGGCCGCGCGACUGGAUCGAGAUGUGAUUCAGAGUGACCAGGUGAAGGUCGGCAGCAUGGCCGACGCGUACUUGGCCAGCGGACUGGAAGGGGAAGACUAUGAGCUCCCAGAAAGCGCUAAGCAGGCGUGGACCGCUGAAAGUGCCUCCGUCCAGGACAGUGAAGAAGCAGACCCAGACCAAUUAAUCAAGAAGGCGCAGCAGACGGUGGGGACGCGUUGGGGAUCCUCUCGCAUGGAGCAUGGCUCCAUUCAGGCGGAGUCCAAUUUCAGGAGCACAUGCCCUCAUUCCAAAGAAGAUGGCACAUUAGCUGCUUGGGCCAUUCCCUACGAGAAGCAGCCGAUGUAUACCUUCUACGAGCGAGCCUCCGAAGAGAUCGCCAAGGAGCCCAUUAUCCGACUACCCGAAGAGAAGCGAAAGGUGACCAUGACGGCGUCCUUCCAUUUGACGCGGCACCCAGCCACGGGAACGGAUGUGCUGAAAGGCAAGAUCCCUCCGGCGGGCGGUGUGAAGGCCUAUGCCGCCGAUACCUGGUUGGACAAAGAGCAUCUGGGCAUGAAGGAUCCCACUCUACGACCUGGAGAUGCCGAUCUGGAGGAGACCAUCAAAAAGAAAGCCUCAAGAACAGAUCCGCUGGCAGAGUUCGAUGAGGACUCGCCCUCCCCCGCGCAGGUCACACGGCCCACCUCCGCGGCCUCCGCCGCGUCUGGAGCAUCGGCCGGGUCGGAUGCGUCAUCUUCCAAGAAGAAGAAAAAGGGAAAGAAGGCUUCAAAGGAACCCUCAUCUGACCACACAGCGUCUGUGCUUGCCUCUGCGGAGACCAGCAAAACAGAGGCCGAGACCUCCAAGACCGAUUCUUUGACUGACGAAGGGGAGGCUGAUCCAGAGGUGGAGGGCAAGAAAGAGAAGCCGAAAAAGAAAGGCGGCAAAAAGAAAGGAUCGCAGGAUACCGAUGACAUGGGCCAAACGGCUGAGAGCUUCGCUUCGGCGGCCUCCGCCGCCACGGCACAGAGCGCCGUCACGGAUGAAAGUGAGGUAGACUCCCCCAAAGCCAAGAAAAAACCCAAAGCCAAGCCAGCUGCGAAGAAGGAGCCGGUGUCACCCUCAACGAAGUUGGAAGUUCCACCUGGAGCCGAGCCACCCGGCCGGAAGAAGAGCGAUGCCGACGUGGUCACGAGCGCGGCGGACGAGACCGAAGUGGUGGUUCCGGGCAAGGCCAGCCCCACCUCACCAAAGCCGACUGACUCUGCCCGGGCGUCGCCCAAGAAAGGCGGAGGCGGUGCACGCCGGUCUGCAAAGCCAGGUGGAUCGGAAGGGUGCGGACUUCAAGGAAACGGCCCAAUUUGA
Molecule: messenger RNA, 1707 nt
Organism: Durusdinium trenchii
Lineage: Eukaryota; Dinophyceae; Suessiales; Symbiodiniaceae
Source: the annotation of a GenBank genome assembly